Malaclemys terrapin pileata is the source of this 1600-nucleotide messenger RNA. It is a transcript of the gene ARMC7, whose product is annotated as armadillo repeat containing 7. The transcript has 4 exons. The record is from RefSeq and is a predicted model, not a curated record. Bases 310 to 882 code for a protein of 190 amino acids. Gene Ontology annotation, molecular function: protein binding. NCBI's taxonomy places the organism in Eukaryota, Metazoa, Chordata, Testudines, Emydidae.
UGACAGGGCUGCGGAGCGAGGGGCCUGGGUAGCAGCGCAGUAGGUCCCGUCCCGGGUUCCUGCCCGCCCAGGCUGUGCCCGGCCGCGCUGGGAGCUGCGCCCCACAGCCCCCGAACCCCCACUGCUGCCGUCCUCGGCGGUGUAAGCCCCGAGCUGGAUUGUAAAGCCGGAGGGUCCUUCUAUAUCCCGGCCAGGAGGCACCUGGACCACUCAGUGUUGCUAGCUCUUCUGAUUUUCGGUGGGAGUCUUGCAAUAACUGGAGUUCAGGGUUCUUAAAGCCCCAGCUCCUGGAGUCCUGCGACUAGCACCAUGUCCCAAAAGCAGCGGGAUCUGCUGGAACUGGGGCGGCUUGAAUACUUACAAGCGCUGGUCACCGAGUUCCAGGUAACAGAGAGUCCAGAAGCCAAGGAGCAAGUAUUGGCUAAUCUAGCCAACUUCGCCUACGAUCCCAAGAACUAUGAAUAUCUCCGACAGCUUCAAGUCCUUGACCUGUUCCUGGAUAUGCUCACAGAGGACAAUGAGAUCCUUGUGGAGUUUGCAAUUGGUGGUCUUUGUAAUCUCUGUCUGGAUAAAACAAACAAGGACUAUAUUUUGGAGGCAGAUGGGGUGGCACCUGUAAUAAACUGCUUAUCCAGCUCAAAUGAGGAGACAGUGAUGUCGGCAGUCACUACUCUGAUGUACUUGACCACACCACAGUCUCGCCAACAGACCACAGCAUUCGCGGUGGUGGAGUGCAUGUUACGUUUCUCCCUCUCAGCUAACAGGAGGCUAAGCAACCUAGCAAGGGUCUUCCUUGAGGAUUAUUGCUCUCCUGCGCAGGUGGAGGAGGCCAGGAACCUGAGCAAACAUACAGCUGUAGGGAUCCCGCUCCCAAAGGACUGAUGUUAUGCAGGGCAGAUGGAGUAGUUUAAGAUUAUUAUUGCGUGAGAAGAAAUAUUCUUGACUCUAUCUUUAGAGCCCCCUCCACCUGCAGGAUAGGUCAAGAGGCUGGUGAAACUAGUGAAAGACAUUCCUAACAUUCUGCCUCAGUUUGAAAGGGGCAGAUGGGGAGCUGGGACAUGGGUCCAGAAGACAGGAUUAGCAGCUAAACUGCUACAAAACAAAUUAUGGCUGUUAGAGAGGAGGACAAGCGACUCCUGAACCAUCAUCCAAAUAACCAUUUCUGAUGUUACCAUUUCCAGAGUGGUUGUCAGGAAAUGUAAACCCAACACAAUUCUUUUGCAUCACCUUCACCCUAGCUGCAGCUGUUGCUGCCCAUUUUCUCAAUUAUAGCUUUGAAAUAUGUUUAAAUCAUAUGUUUUUUAUUUCUCAGUGGGAGAGAACGCACCUUCUUCCCCCUACAAUUUGCAGUCUGAUCACAUACCUCAGGACUAAGUAUGAGCCAGCAUCCUCAUACCACGGGCACCUGGCCAGUUAAUUAGCUCCACUGAUGUUAAAUAUCAAUAGGAAUAAUGUAUUCACCACAACAUAGCUGGUGGGAAAGAUGCAGAUUAAGAUUUAAAAGGGAAUACUAACAGCAGACUGCAGCUCAGAAGGAUAACCAGUCUUGUAGUAGCUUUUGUAAAACUUACUCUGAAUAAAACAUUAAGUGUAGACAGUU